AUGUCUGCCUCCACUACAUCACAGGCAAAGCCUUCAGUGCCAAUCGCACUUUCCGCCGAGGCAGUUGAUGAUUUGAUCUAUGACGCCCGAGCAGGUGACCUCGAGGCCCUAAACGAGGACAUUGCCAACCUCGCCAGCCAACACAGCUGCAACGAGUCUCAGAUCGUGGCAUCUGCCAUUGACAUGGCUGACGAGAGUGAGGGCGGCUCGGGAUCCUGCAUUCUGCACUUCCCCGCUGCGAAUGGAAACACUGAAAUCCUCACAACUCUGCUCCAGAAGCUGUCAUCCGCAGAACCUGCCCAGCGCGCUGCGCUCGUUAACCACCGCAACAACUCUGGCAACACGCCUCUGCACUGGGCUGCGCUUAACACGCACUUGGGAUGUGUCAAGGCACUUGUCGAAGCUGGCGCUGAUCUUGAUGUUAAGAACGAUGCUGGUCACGACGCUGUGUUCCUCGCUGAGCGCACGGCGUGGGCUGCUGUUGAAGGUGAUGAGCAAGCUGAGGCUGAGGGCGAUGAUGCUCAGACUCAGGAGAUCGAGAUGACUAUUGGUGAGAAUGAGGGGGAGGCUGGCGAGGAUGCUGGUGAGAUGUCUGCGGGCAGACAGGUUGUUGAGUGGCUCCUGAAUUCGGAUGUUGCUGCUAGUUUGGAGAAGGGGGCUACUGAGGGCGAGGCUAGUGGAUCUGCUUGA
Messenger RNA from Penicillium vulpinum, 690 nucleotides. RefSeq names its product ankyrin repeat domain-containing protein. The transcript has 2 exons. Bases 1 to 690 code for a protein of 229 amino acids. Gene Ontology annotation, molecular function: protein binding. NCBI's taxonomy places the organism in Eukaryota, Fungi, Ascomycota, Eurotiomycetes, Eurotiales, Aspergillaceae. The record is from RefSeq and is a predicted model, not a curated record.